Brienomyrus brachyistius is the source of this 1225-nucleotide messenger RNA. Its product is annotated as izumo sperm-egg fusion protein 1-like. Gene Ontology annotation, molecular function: signaling receptor binding; protein binding involved in heterotypic cell-cell adhesion. NCBI's taxonomy places the organism in Eukaryota, Metazoa, Chordata, Actinopteri, Osteoglossiformes, Mormyridae. Gene Ontology annotation, biological process: heterotypic cell-cell adhesion; fusion of sperm to egg plasma membrane involved in single fertilization; sperm-egg recognition. The transcript is spliced from 9 exons. Gene Ontology annotation, cellular component: plasma membrane; acrosomal membrane. The record is from RefSeq and is a predicted model, not a curated record. Bases 1 to 978 code for a protein of 325 amino acids.
AUGGCUCCAACUGUACUCGUCUGGCUCUGCCUUUUGCAUUGCUGCCUUCCCUUUGCCCACACCUGCCUGCAGUGUGAUCCGCUGGUGCAAGAAUUAAACAAUAACGUUUUAAAAGCAUUCUCCAAUGCAUCAGUGGAUACUGAUGAAAUUAUGCGCUACGUAAAUUACUUAUUUGCAAAGACCAGCAGAUACUCCUAUGGAGUAAUAGAUGCCACCACACUGUCGAAAGCGAGUGAGGAGUAUCGGGCAGAGAUUUCCAUGCUUCUGCGUGACGUUUCUCUCCAUGUUGAACAAGAAGGAAGGAAUGUCAUCAGUGACAUGCUAGACAAAGGGAAGAGAAUUCUACAAGAACAUCUGGAAACCUUUGUCCAUACAGGUCUUUGCCCAAACAGUUGCGGGUUGCUAAAUCAGAGAGUCAUAAACUGUGAGACCUGUGCCUCUCAGAUACGUACCUGCCUCUCUCCACUCGGCCGGGAUACCUGUGGCAAGCGUCACCUGGAAGCAGAGGAGGGAAGCUCUGCAGUAUUGGACUGCUCUUUGCCCUGGCACAACUUGGUGGAGGGAGACAAGUUGUACCAGUUCUCUCGGUACUCAAAUCCUGCCGCCACAUUUAUCGUGUUUACAGCCAGCGCUUCAUCAAGUGUGGUGCUGAAACACAUAAACUUACAUGACAAAGGAUUGUACCAGUGCCAUUUACUGGACAGCAACAACAAGGUUUUGACCAGCUUGAAAUACCAACUGACUGUCAAACCUUCAGCCCCCACCACACCUGCGCCCACGCCUCCCACGAUUCCUCCUCAUGACAGCGGCAGCCUCCCCGAUGAGCCUCCCAAAGAAUUGCUUGCUGCAUUUGUGGGUGCAGUGAUUGUCUUGGGUCUGGCUGGCUGCUGUGGCCUCGCAGUAGCUUUUGGCUUAGCGCUGAGACGAGGGCAGCUGGAUGAAACUGUGAUGGCGGAGGAGGGGAGGCUGCCAGACUGAGAGCAGAGACAACAGCCUUGCCCUGAACUCAAAAAAGAUGAAAGAAAUUAUCCUGGACUUUAGGAUAUAGAAGCACGGAGGCCACCACCCCAUCAGCAUCGGUGGUGAAAAGGUGGAGGUGGUUCAGUGCUUUCGAUUCCUGGGGGUUCAGAUCAGCUGUGAUCUGUCAUGGACCACAAACACUUCAGCCAUUGCCAAAAAAGGACUUAAGAGACUCCACUUCCUGUAUAUGUAUAUAUAUAUAUAU